CUCCCUAGCCCUCGUCUACUUUCCGUAUCAUCUCCUUUCAGCCGCACUUCCCCACUUAAAACGAACAUAUUCACAUUCACUUUCACUCCAUUUCUCACUCCGCCAUUUCUCCCCUUUCCUCUGCUCAACUCCACCACCAUCAAUGGCGGCAAAUUCCUCAUCAAUGGAGUCCCUAAUCCUCAAACUUCACGAAAUUUCAGCCGUCAAAUUCGGCAACUUCAAACUCAAAUCCGGCAUAACUUCCCCAGUUUACAUUGACCUUCGCUUAAUCGUAUCAUACCCUUCACUCCUCUCUCAAAUCUCCCAAACCCUAAUCUCCGCCGUCGCCGCCUCCUCUCCUCCGGCCACAUUCGAUGUCAUCUGCGGCGUUCCUUACACUGCGCUUCCCAUCGCCACCGUCGUCUCCGUCUCUAAUGAUAUCCCCAUGCUUAUGCGCCGGAAAGAGGUUAAGGCUUAUGGUACUGGUAAACUUAUUGAAGGGGUUUUUCAGGCUUCGCAAACUUGCCUCAUUAUUGAAGACCUUGUGACUAGUGGUGCUUCUGUUCUUGAGACUGCUGCUCCUUUGAGAGAUUCUGGUCUCGUUGUCACUGACGCUGUUGUUUUGAUUGAUAGGGAACAGGGUGGAAGAGAAAAUUUGGCCGAAAACGGGAUAAGAUUGCAUUCAUUGUUGAAGCUGAGUGAGAUGGUUGGAGUUUUGAGGAGGUUGGGUAAGGUAGAGGAAGAAACGGAGAAGAUGGUGUUGAAGUUCUUGGAGGAGAAUAAGAAGGUAUCCGUGCCAAGUGUGGUGAAGGAGAAGGUUGGAGGAUCGAAGAUGGGUUACGAGGAAAGGGCUAAGUUAGCUAAGAAUGAGACUGGUAGGAAAUUGUUUGAGAUUAUGGUAAAGAAGGAGACCAAUUUGUGCUUGGCCGCUGAUGUUGGUACAGCUGCUGAGUUACUUGACCUGGCUGAUAAGGUUGGACCAGAAAUCUGUUUGUUGAAGACUCAUGUUGAUAUAUUGCCUGAUUUCACCCCAGACUUUGGUUCAAAACUUCGAUCGAUUGCAGACAAGCACAACUUCCUUAUUUUUGAGGAUCGCAAAUUUGCUGACAUUGGCAACACCGUAACUAUGCAGUAUGAAGGAGGUGUCUACCGCAUCUUGGAUUGGGCUGACAUAAUUAAUGCUCACAUCAUCUCAGGCCCUGGGAUUGUGGAUGGUCUUAAAUUGAAGGGUUUACCUCGUGGUAGGGGCCUUUUGCUGUUGGCUGAAAUGAGCUCUGCUGGUAAUCUUGCAACAGGAGAUUACACAGCGGCAGCUGCAAAGAUUGCCGAGGAUCACUCAGAUUUUGUCAUAGGUUUCAUCUCGGUUAAUCCGGCAUCUUGGAAAUGUGGACCUUUGAAUCCAUCCCUAAUUCAUGCUACACCUGGAGUUCAAAUGGUUUCUGGUGGUGAUGCUCUUGGCCAACAGUACAACACUCCACACUCAGUUAUCUAUGACAGAGGCAGUGACAUGAUAAUUGUUGGUCGUGGAAUCAUUAAAGCAGCAAAUCCUGGAGAGGCUGCUCGUGAAUACCGAGUCCAAGGUUGGAAUGCAUAUUUGGCGAAAUGUACAUAAAUCAAACAAGUCUGCUUGGACUUUCUCAGUUUUGCAUUGUGAUGGCCUGACUUUUCCAAUAACCUGUAACUUUGUUCAAGGGAAGACCUGAAUAGAUUACACCGAUGAUUCAACUAUAGGGUUCAAAUGUAUUCUAGCUAGGGCCGUUAGGCUUUUGAUCUGGCUUGAUUUAUUGUAUUCUCUUUGUAUUUUAGAAUGAUGGUAUUGAGCCAUUAUUCUUGAGUGCUACAUAAUGCCUUGGACAAAUUGCGCCCAACAUAUCUCUAUAUUUGAGUUUGCAAAAAAGUAAAAGUUUAAUAAUCCAGGCUACUGCAGUUUUAUCUCAA
Chenopodium quinoa (quinoa) is the source of this 1917-nucleotide messenger RNA. RefSeq names its product uridine 5'-monophosphate synthase-like. Gene Ontology annotation, molecular function: orotidine-5'-phosphate decarboxylase activity; orotate phosphoribosyltransferase activity. Bases 143 to 1591 code for a protein of 482 amino acids. The record is from RefSeq and is a predicted model, not a curated record. Gene Ontology annotation, biological process: 'de novo' UMP biosynthetic process; 'de novo' pyrimidine nucleobase biosynthetic process. The transcript is spliced from 7 exons. NCBI's taxonomy places the organism in Eukaryota, Viridiplantae, Streptophyta, Magnoliopsida, Caryophyllales, Amaranthaceae.